Molecule: messenger RNA, 5797 nt
Organism: Alligator sinensis (Chinese alligator)
Lineage: Eukaryota; Metazoa; Chordata; Crocodylia; Alligatoridae
Gene: DAO
Product: D-amino acid oxidase
Exons: 11
Coding region: 2301-3344 (347 amino acids)
Molecular function (GO): FAD binding; D-amino-acid oxidase activity
Source: RefSeq, a predicted model, not a curated record
CGGGCGAGCCUGCAGACGGCGGUGGCAGCCGCACGGCAGAACGACAGCUCGCUCGAUGGGCGGCACGUCAAAGCGUUGAGAAGGAGAGAGGGUCGUUCACACGUGCGCCAUGAAGACUUUCCAAGUUGAUGAUGAGGACCCACCGAGUCAAUGCAAUGGACUCCCUCGGCGCUGCCUGGCUAGAAAUGCUGCUGCCGCGGCCAGGCAGCUGGUUUUAUGCUCUGAGGGGAGCAGGCGUCCAGGAGGGGUGCAAGCGCACCCGUGCAUCCUCCCUGCAUCCAUCCCCGACCGCCCGCGUCCCCCCUCGCCUGGCAGGGAGAGGGAGACGCCCCAGAUGAGGAGCAGUGUCACGCGCCGGACCCUCGCCGGGAUCGUUGCAGUCGGGGGCCUUUGCUGAAGUCGCACCAGGCCAAAACGUGUAGCGCCAUCCCCGUGGGAGGCCGACACGUCGGUCUCGGAGCCCCCCACACGUCCUCCAAACUGCACACGAAAAGGCAGGGCACAGGCAGCCGUGUCUGAUGCACCUCCCUUUGGUCCCUGUUGCCCCCAGAGUUGAAAGCCGGCCGCCUGGCAGGGGCAGCCACACUCCUGCUUGGGCAGCAGCGAGAGCAUCAAGUGACUUCACGGCUCAUGAAAAUCUACCCCAUCCCUUCUAAACUCUUCACGCUGCAGGAGUGGACGACCCUCUCUCCUUUUCCAGGGUCUUCCAGGGCCUUUCUGCUGCCGUGUUGCUGACUGCUCCUGCUCACGUAGCUCCUCUUUCACAGCCCGGCAGACUCGUUCUGAUGAAGUUGGAUCGAAGCAAAAACAAAUAGUAAAUUGAAUCAUCCAGCCCAGGCCCCUCGCAUAGUAGUAAAGCUUCGUGUUUCUUUCUACCUGGAGAAAAAUAGGCGUCGUACUAUAUGGGAUGAUUCACCACGCCCUCCGCACCCCCCUUUUCAAAGUCCUAGAGCUGCCCGUGCCCAUGCAGAAGGUCCCGCAAAGUGGCAGAGAGGCUCCUCUUUCGCCACGCUCAUCUGGAGCACGUCUCCACUCAGACAGAGGGAGGUUAGCUCUGCUCUCGGACUCAGCUGGUGAGCAGGGCGGCACCUUGGGUUUUGCCCCUUUUUUACUUCGGUCGGCCUCUGGCUCCAGCUCUCUUCUGUCCCGGGGUGGUAACGACCGUUCUGUCCUCGAGCAGGAUCAGGUCAGUCCCACAGAGAUGGGCGAUGCAUUUCAGAGAGGGCGUCUGACGUGGGCCUUUCAAGUCUCCACUGAGGGCCCCAAGAGACAGAGCCAAUGUGGCAUGCCCUACGUCAAGCAAACACCUGUUGACCUUAAUAGGCGUUGGACCCGAGUCAGAACGGCAGGAUUUAGCCCAUUGUUACAGGAACAAAUUAAGCCCUGGCAUUUGAUCAAAGAGAGGGUCCACGAAUGCCUUCCUUUGAGGAAAGGACAGGCAAAGGUAGAGGUGGAACUGGGCUGACAGUGCAACAGCUUUUACCAACAGCCGUUCAAGCAAGCCCCGUGACCAUACUCCGACUUUGAUCCCAGCUUCUUUUACCCCCUCCCAGGUGUGGGAGCCAACAGUUUGUGGAACAGGAAAGUAUGGUGCAUCCUCAGCGGGAGGUGCCUUUGCUGUAGGGAGUCAGCAGUAGUGCUGGGCAGGUUACAGCCCCGCAAGGUGGGCAUGCGUAGUUGGCUCUGAGCAUGCAAAAGACACACAGAAGGAUGGGAACGUGUUAAAUAGGCCUGAAGAUCACUCCGCUCUCACGUGUCGUUGAGACUGGGACCGCAGCCGCCGCAGGAGCACUGGGCGAGGAGGAUGGAGAGGGGCGACUCAAUACGCUGCUGCAGAUACUAUUUAACAGCUCCACCAUCAGGGCCAGGUGAAGGCUCCUGACUCAGGCAGGGUGGAAGUGGAAGCAGCAGCUGCUGACUUAAAGCAAAGUGCUGUCAUACGCUGGUGUCUCUCGCGCAGCCCAGCCUUGCAAGCUGACACUGAUGCUCCAGGUGAGGUCAAGACAUGCUGGGCCUGUUCCCUGCUCUGCGACAGACUCGAGGUGCAAGCAUAGGCACCUCAUUUUAGCUCCCCAAGCUCCUACCUCCCCAUCUGUAAGGUGAUGAUGAGCCUGAUUCUUUUUUUUUGUUUUAAAAGAGCUGCUGCUAGGCUGGAGUCGCAUUGGCAAAGUGCUUUGAAAUCCUCGACGACCAGAGUGAAGUGUUACGACCCAAACGAGGAAAGUGCGAGGGGUUAGCAUCGCCAAAAGCAAAGAGCAGACAAGCAACAGGGCCCUGCAGGAGCGGUCUCACUCGCGGCCAUGCGGGUGGCUGUGAUCGGAGCGGGGGUGAUCGGGCUCUCCACGGCCUUGUGCAUCCACGACCAGUAUCACGCCAUCGUCCCGGCUCUGGAGAUCGAGGUCUACGCUGACCGAUACACACCACACACCACCAGCGAUGGUGCCGCCGGGCUGUGGCAGCCCUACCUGGAUGACAAGGGCAACAUUCAGGAAACGCUCUGGAACAAAGAGACGUUUGACUACCUGCUCGGACACCUUCGCUCCCCGGAAGCAGAGGAGAUGGGACUCUUCCCCAUGUCCGGCUACAACCUCUUCACACAGCCAGUCCCGGACCCAUCUUGGAAAAACAUUGUCCUGGGAUUUAGGAAGCUGACACCGAAAGAGCUUGAACUCUUCCCUGGCUACAGCUACGGUUGGUUCAAUACAGCACUGAUGCUAGAGGGCAAGAGCUAUUUGCCUUGGUUGACCAAGAGGCUCCAGCAGCGAGGAGUCAAGUUCUUUCAGAAGAAGAUCAGAUCCUUCGGGGAGCUUCUCGCAGAGGGUGCGGACAUCAUAAUCAACUGCACAGGGGUACGCGCAGGGGAACUACAACCAGACCCGGAGCUACAGCCAGGGCGCGGCCAAAUCAUAAAGGUCUUGGCCCCCUGGGUGAAGCAUUUCAUCAUAACUCACGACACUGAAUCUGGGAUCUAUAACUCCCCAUACGUUAUACCUGGGAGUAAGCUGGUGACCCUGGGAGGGAUAUUUCAGCUGGGAAACUGGAAUGAAGAAAACAGCCCCCGGGAUCAUAAAACCAUCUGGGAAAGGUGCUGCCAGCUGCUCCCAAGUCUCCAGAAAGCCAAAGCUGUGGAUGAGUGGAGCGGCUUGCGGCCAGUGCGCCACAGAGUUCGCCUGGAGAGGGAGACCAUUCAUCAUGGACUUUCCAAAUCAGAGGUGAUACACAACUAUGGCCACGGGGGUUUCGGACUCACCAUUCACUGGGGCUGCGCCAUGGCCACGGCAAGGCUCUUCGGCAGUAUUCUUCAGGAGAAGAAGCUGGCCAGACCACCACAGUCCCACCUCUGAUUUCACAGCAGCACCCUGGCCCGACUUGGGCAACCAUUCAAAAGCCAGUAGCACAGAGAAAAAACCCCAGCACAGCAAUAUGUACAUGCUUGCUCUUCAACACUCCCUACCACACCACCACUGGUCUGUACUGUAUCGUUUUCAAACUAUGCCAACUCCCUUUCUAUUACUGCUGUUUGCCAAACAUCGAGAUUCAGCCUUCCUCUGUUCUCCAUAAACGGCAUAACAGAUGUAUUAAAAGAAAGCUGAAGACAGUCCUUUGGCAAAGCACAUGUCUGGGUGCCCCAACUGUGAUGUCUCUAAUGCUCUCUAAAAGCAUUAACACUGUCUGGCAACUAACGCUAGCCCAUCUAAAGCCACAUACCUUUGUGUAAGCAACUGUGCUACACCACAGAGACACUUAGGGCACUUCUAUCCACUAUUGUGUUGAGGUUCCAGAAACAGGGGGUCUUCAACUCCAGGAGGAGUAGGAGACUCUCCAUUUGCAGCUAACAAUAUAAGGCUUCUGACACACGGCAGUUGUUCUGUUUCCAACUGACAGAGGAAUGCAUGUCUACAUUAAACAUUUCACUGCAGAAAUUUUGUGCGACUCUGGCAUGCUUGAGAGACAAGGGUAGCAGUAAAAAAAACAACCCACCCAUGAAACCACUUUUUUUUGUCCUUUGCCUAUAAAAAAGGAUUCCCACUCUGGCUUUCAGCAAACCCAUGUCACUGCACCAUGAUUACAUGGGGAAGAGCCAGUUCCCCUGUGUUGUUGGGGAGGACAAAUGUGCCCCUAAAUGGGCUGUUGGAAAACACUAAGAGAGCUGAUUAGAUGCCUAAUUUUAUUUGUCAUCUCAUCCUUCUUUAUUUUCUUAAAGCCAGAUUUUAAUGCACCUGAAUCCUAAAGGCCAGAUUCAAACGUGCUGGUGCACAAUGCCUCUCUCAUUAAUAAUGACAUGGAUGAGGUCUGAAAUACUAGUUCAAGUAAAACAGGCCUGUAGCUCUUCUUUUCACGUCUCGCCAGUAUUUCAGCCCUGUGGGAUUUUAACUAGCCUCCAGGAAGAACUGCCGCCCCUGCUAGCAUCUGCACAUGCAAACGGUUCUGAAACCUGCAUCACAUGAAAUGAGGAGCAUUAACAUCUCACAACGCCACAUGGCAGUCAGGAGUGUCCUGUAAUUGAGUUGACUUGUUCCCAUUAUGUGAGAGGAUGCAGUUUUGCUUAUGCAAAACUGGGCUGAAUGAAUGUGGGGGCUCAGAUCCCCUUAUUGUCAGGGCUGAGACACAAAGACAAGGGAGAGCGAGUUGGAGGCUUCCACUACCUCUGUUCACGUAGUAGCAGCAGUUCUAUAGAUAAACACUGAUCCCACCUCCAGCAGCUGGGAAACCAGCUCUCAUUUCUCACCACCCACCACUGCAUAAUGUCACAGAACCAAGCUGGAAAUGAUCCGUUGGCCACAAAACCAUCGUCUGAAUGCGACUCCACAAGAAGGGAGAACCUCUGAAAUGGCCCGAGAUUCCAGAAAGCUCAGAGAAAUCCCUGAAAACUUCAAUCCUCCCCUAAAUGCCAUCGUGACCCAAUCUGCCAUGACUAUUACGUUACUUCUGUCCCAGGAGGCAAGAGCCCACUUCCCCCUGGACUAUGGAUUGGACUGUAGCCGAACAAGGACUGACACAGGUAAACUGCUCCAUGCGGACAUGAGAACAGGCAGCCUUGUUACACAGUACUUGCAAGACAUUUAUCAUUUCGACCCAGAUGAAAGACAAUUACGCAUGUGAAUUGCUGCACAACAAAAUGAAAGUAUCUGUUGAUGGUUAAUGGGAUACCGACAGGCCAAAUCUGGCUGAAAAUUUGUUUUACAAAUUACAAAUUUACAAAAUAUGCAAGACCUGGAGCCAAUACAUGAUUCCAUUAAAAAACAAUCAGUGGAAACAGUUUAACCACUAAAUGGUUCUUUGCAAUGUCUGUAAUCUGUAUGUUGCUGCACUGAGGAGGUGACAGAGGAACUAGCUAGAAAAUUAUUAGAGACCAAAUUAACAAGACUAUUUUACCAUCCAAGCUCAGUGAAAAGCAAAAAAGUAACCUCAGAUCUUAAAUAGUGAAAAAUAAAUAUUUUAUACAUCCUUUAGUUUUAAUAAUCUGAUGGGCUAUUUCUCUGGAAGAUAAGGAAGCUCACCUGCUCUUGUUCUUGUAGGAGAAAAACCCGUACCCAAAUAGAUGUCUGUGUUUUCAGAGUGCUGGACCCACCUGAAGUCUAGGAGCAGCGUAUGCCCAGGAGAGCGGAGCAUUGGGACAGCCUCACUGGAACGACUGACCCUUCAGAACAAGUCCGUGUGUUUUGAAGGUCUCCCAUUGGCAAAACACAACAUUACUGUAAAAACUAUUCAUUUAUUCAACAUAAAAUAUCUAGUGUGGAAUCAAACUAUCCAAUGUUGCAUCAUUAACAUAGGAACAAAAGAAAAUAAAAGAGUA